This is a messenger RNA of Peronospora matthiolae, 2220 nucleotides long. The record is from the annotation of a GenBank genome assembly. Lineage: Eukaryota; Oomycota; Peronosporomycetes; Peronosporales; Peronosporaceae.
AUGGCGUCCGACAGCUCCGAGGAAGACGAGCCCAUCGUCAUGGCGCCCGCGACGGCACCGUCAAGCGAUCAGAAUAAAACGUGGAUGGACGAAGACGCCGACGAGGAAGAGGAAGACGCAGAUCUGAGCCAAUUGCAGCGUCAGCACUCGCCCAAGUUUAAGCGCUGUGUGGCUGCCGUGUCCGAGAACGAGUGGGACACGGAAGCGUGGGUCGCCCUCAUGGACGAGGUGCAGCUGCUGCCAAUUGCAGAAGCACGUGAGCACUAUGAGGCGUUUUUGGCGCAGUUUGCCACUGCUGGACGGUGGUGGAAGCUUUAUGCAGCACAUGAAUUACGGGAGAAGCAGUACGGCCGUGUGCAGGAGAUCAUCAAGAAGUCACUCAUGCAGCUGCGCUGUCCCCACGUAGACCUUUGGCGGUUCUAUUUGGACUUUACUAAGGUCGCUAAGCUGGAUGUAGCUGUGGAUUCAAAGGACCCGUUGGCUAUUGCAACUGCUAGAGAGUUAAUGAGUGACGCUUUUGAGUUGGCAAUUGAACGAGUUGGGGGUUCCAUUGACGCUGCACCCAUUUGGCUAACGUACUUGGCCUUCGUGCAGGAAGAACAGGAUCCACAAGCUUUUUUGAAUGUGAGAAAAUUGUAUCAUCGUAUGGUCAUGGUCUCGCUUAAUGGUAUGGAGACUAUCUGGAGAGAUUACGAAAAGUUUGAACGCGCGAUCCCGAAUAAUGAAGCUCUGGCGCAAAACUUCUUCAAAGUGUUCCGGCCCAAGUUUGAUGCAGCGAGAGCAGUGCUGCGAGACCGCGCAAAGCUAUACGAUCAGGUUAAUACUAAUGCGCUAGCAGUGCCCGCGACGAGCUCCCGAGCUGACGCAGCUGAUAUGGCAAACUGGCAGAAUAUUCUUGCACUGGAGAUGAGCAAUCCGGAACGGUUGGACGCUUUGCGUCUGAAGUCCCGCAUGCGCUACACACUCGAGCUUUUUGUGAGUGUGAAACGGCUUUACCCAGAGGCGUGGUAUCAGUACGCGUCGUACGAGAACCAAGUGAACGACCCGGACGCUGCUGUCAGUGUGUUCGAGCGCGCGAUUGCGGCUGUUCCGGACUCAAGCUAUCUGCAUUUUGCAUUUGCUGAUCACUACGAAAUACGCGGAGACAUCGCUGCUGCCAAAGCCAUAUACGAAGAGCUGAUCGAGGCCCACGUCUCCGCGCUUGCAUAUGUCACGUAUCAGCGCUUCGCUCGUCGUGCUUACGGCACGAAGGGGCUAAGUGAGGCCCGUGCGAUUUUUAAGAGAGCACGCAAAGAUGAACGGGAAGGGGCUUGCACGUACCACGUUUUCGCGGCCUCUGCUCUGCUGGAGUUUUACAGUGAUAACUCUGAAAGCGGAAAAGACAUUGCGCUUAAGAUUUUUGAGCUUGGUUUGAAGAAAUGUAUUCAAGAGCCUGCCUACGUACUGUGCUAUCUGGAGUUCCUUGGUCAUCUGAAUGACGAUAAUAAUAUGCGGUCUUUAUUCGAGAAGGUACUGUCUGUCAUGCCUCCAGAGAUAUCACGCCCGAUAUGGGACCGAUAUGUGGAGUUUGAGCACACGAUGGUAGCAAGUGGCGGCGAUCUUGCUACUGUGGCGAAAGUAGAGGCUCGUCGUGCACUAGCUUUUCCGAAUGAACCUUUCGUAGAAAUGAAAGGUUUACUGAGUAUAGCACACCGGUACUCCUUCUUGAAUAUGCGACCACCGACGAGUUGCGACCAGAAUUUCCUCGACAUGUAUCGAGCUUCUUCAUGUGGAGGGUCGUCCGGAGCCAGUCGUGAUGACGCUGAUGAUAAUGACGAAGGAAUGGGAAGUGCUGGCUUUGGGGGUGGCUUCAGUUUUGACAUGGAAAGACAAAUACCAGGCCCUCCACUGCCUGAGUUCUUGAAGGAGUUUGCUAGCAUGCUUCCACUAAACCUGCCCUGGAAUGGGCCGAUCGCCGAUGUGGAGCAUAUCUUCCGCGCAAUGCUGCUUGUCGAUUUUCCUCCCCGUUCGCGCAUCGAGCAAAUGGCGCAGCAGCAGCAACAGCAAAUGCAGCAACAACUAGCGCUCCAGCACCAACAACAACUUCAGCAGCAAGCUGCUGAGGCCGAAAAGAAUGGCGGACUUGGUGACGAUGACGGUGCCUCGGGGGUGGUGAGUAAGCGACCAGCGCACGACAUUUUCCGUUCGCGUCAACAGCAAAAAUUAUCAAAGCUUGGAUAG